AUGAGACAGAGCGGCGCCUCCCAGCCCCUGCUGAUCAACAUGUACCUGCCAGAUCCCGUCGGAGACGGUCUCUUCAAGGAAGGGAAAAGCCCGAGCUGGGGGCCACUGAGCCCCGCGGUGCAGAAAGGCAGCGGUCAGAUCCAGCUGUGGCAGUUUCUGCUCGAACUGCUGGCCGACCGCGCAAACGCUGGCUGCAUCGCGUGGGAAGGCGGCCACGGCGAAUUCAAGCUCACGGACCCGGACGAGGUGGCGCGGCGCUGGGGCGAGCGCAAGAGCAAGCCCAACAUGAACUAUGACAAGCUGAGCCGCGCGCUGCGCUACUACUAUGACAAGAACAUCAUGAGCAAGGUGCACGGCAAGCGCUACGCCUACCGCUUCGACUUC
This is a messenger RNA of Fukomys damarensis (Damara mole-rat), 384 nucleotides long. It is a transcript of the gene Fev, whose product is annotated as FEV transcription factor, ETS family member. The record is from RefSeq and is a predicted model, not a curated record. Gene Ontology annotation, molecular function: sequence-specific DNA binding; DNA-binding transcription factor activity, RNA polymerase II-specific. The transcript is spliced from 3 exons. Gene Ontology annotation, cellular component: nucleus. The annotation marks the transcript as partial. Lineage: Eukaryota; Metazoa; Chordata; Mammalia; Rodentia; Bathyergidae. Gene Ontology annotation, biological process: cell differentiation; regulation of transcription by RNA polymerase II.